AUGCUUGGACUUAAACCCAGCUUACCAGAUAUGCAGCAAGUAAAUUCAAUAGACCUGGAGAACCAGAAGAGUCAGAACAAUUCAAUUCGAUUGCAGGCUCAUCCGGAAUUAAAAGAACCAGUUCUUUACCAGCCAAAAUCUCUGAAGCCUGAGUUUCAAAAUCUUAUUGGCUCUUAUUAUCAUCCUCUUCUUGGAGAAAUGAUUAUUUCAAUAAAAAAUCGACGAUCUUGUCAAACGCUUGAAGUAUAUGAAAGUCUCUACGUUAAGAUUGGAAAGCUUGGAACGGGAUGGAUCGAGAACUUAGCAUUUUAUGACAGUGGCUUGAUAAACGAAAAAUAUAUGUAUCCCUUAUCAAUUGAUCCGACUGAGAACGAGCAAUGUUGUGUUGGAAUUCGAUGCAAUGAGGUGCAGAAAAUCAUUCCUGGAGUUUAUCCACUAGUGAAAGAUAACGACGACCUGGCUUUAGAUUCGUGGACUGAUGUCGACUUCAUUUGGAACAGUUCAGUUUGGUACGUAUCUGACUAUAGUCCAGUCUUUUCUUUUGAAAAAAACUCUUCUGGCGAAUUCACGAUUGUAUUUCGCCGUGGAUCGUGGACCUCUGAAUCUUACUCUUUUACUCGAAAUCACGAUAAUGAUUUCAAGUGGACUGACAAAUGUAACCUUAAUUCUGAAUAA
This is a messenger RNA of Oikopleura dioica, 675 nucleotides long. The record is from the annotation of a GenBank genome assembly. Lineage: Eukaryota; Metazoa; Chordata; Appendicularia; Copelata; Oikopleuridae.